Molecule: messenger RNA, 1391 nt
Organism: Solanum lycopersicum (tomato)
Lineage: Eukaryota; Viridiplantae; Streptophyta; Magnoliopsida; Solanales; Solanaceae
Source: RefSeq, a predicted model, not a curated record
UAAAGUUAAAAAAAUAUGUUAUCGUGAUUAGAAAAUGUUUAAAUAUUAUGUGCACUGCUGGACUUGUCUGGGGGCAUCUCUUUCACAAAACUCAAACCACAUUGGCUAAGGGGACUGGAUUUGUUUGGCAUGCUUCCUCCCUAGUCCCCCCCUACAUACCUAUUUCACCCUCUUUUUUUUCCUAUCAAACUCCAAAAAUACAACAACAUUUGCUUUGAUUUCCGUGUGCUAAAUGAGAAUCUUAAAUUCUUCCUUAUCAGUCCUAAUAAUGAUAUUUUAUUCUUUCCUCUUUUAAUUUUAUAUAUAUAAUAUAUAUAUAUAUAUAUAUCUUUGGGGGUGCUCACUUUGGCAGUAUAUACUAGAGGCAAAAUUAAAAGUGGGAUGUUAAUAAACUCUCUCAAACAAAGAAAAAGCCUAAAAGUCUCCAAGUUUUGGUUUUUAAACUCCUCAAAGUUCUUCUAUUCGAUCAAUAAAGUACGUUGCAGGUACUAAUAUACAUUCCCAAUUCCGGAGAUACAUUGAGUCAAAUCGAAGAAACAUCGUUCUCUUCCUCUUCUUUCUGUCUUUUUUAUUUUAAAAAUGGAGAAGCUUAUCAAUCCUUACGAUAAGGAAUACAUGAAGAUGGCGAUGUUAAAGCAUGAAGAGAUCUUCAGAGAACAGGUGUACGAACUGCAUCGUCUAUAUCAAACACAGAAAUUGCUGAUGAGAAACAUGUCAAGUAGUACUAAUAAUCGGCCUCAACAAGAUCAUCAUCAAGUAGUGGUAAACCAAUUAGACUCGAACAAAAAGAUAACUGCUCGUCAAUGUAUUGACUUGGAAAUAAGGCCAAAUACAGACGAAGAACACAUUGCAGAAUCAGGUGGUGAAGAUGAUACUCAUGAAUUGGAAUUAACAUUAGGGCUAUCAAGUUACAACGUUCGUCGAAGGAGAAAAACAGCUCAUUUUGAUUCUUCUUCACCAAGUUUUUCUUCAUCUAAUUCAACAGGAUCUGCUUCUAGCCAAAUAAAGAACACUACGACAAAUUUAGUGAGAAAUUCGAGGAAUAUUGAAGGUAGUAAAUGGGGACUUGAAGAGAAAUUGCCAGUUUCGAAUAAUUUUCAGAUUGGUGCAAGAAGUUCACAAAGUAAUCAAAAUGUUGAUCAAGAGCAAUAUAGAUCACAAGAUUCGUUGAAUAAUCCUCCUUGGCUUUUUCAAGUUUUGAGUUUGAAUAUGACGUAAAAAAAAAACUACUAUUAUUUAAUUAUGAUGCUGAUCGAUGAUUAAUUAGUCGAUCGGAUGUGAUAAGAUUUUAGACUUUCAUCCUACCGAUCGACUACUUAUGUAAUUUAAUUUUGUGUGAAAUUUUAGUAUCAUCUUUUGUUUAAUUCUAAUCUCUUUGUUUAAUUUGCUAA